Mercenaria mercenaria is the source of this 10408-nucleotide messenger RNA. RefSeq lists its product as uncharacterized. The coding region runs from base 411 to 9389 and encodes 2992 amino acids. Lineage: Eukaryota; Metazoa; Mollusca; Bivalvia; Venerida; Veneridae. The transcript has 6 exons. The record is from RefSeq and is a predicted model, not a curated record.
AGCCAAGGAUGUGAAAGUAAUGGAAAGGAGCUGAACUUCUCGUGUCAGUGAUUAAUGGUAGGAUAGACUUACAGAAGGGAAAGUUUUAAGUAGGAACGACAAAUUUGCUGAAAUGCUAGAUUUAGCUGCAAUUUGGUGCUAUUAAGAUUUAUCGAGAUAAAAAAGGAUGAAAGUUGCAUGUAUCAGUAAAUUCUUACGUGUUGACGACAUUUUGUGUACUAGAUGGCUGCUUGGCAUAUAGCCAGUGUUGACUUAACCUAAGCUAUAGAGCAUGGCGUUUUUCUGUAUAAAUCAAAUUAGAAUGAUUGUGCAUGCAUAUACACAACUGAGAGUAAUGACAGAAACAUUUAAUACAUGGAGGUCGUGGUGAAAAUGUGUAAAAGUCUAAGAAACGAAAACAUCGAAGUGUUAUGAGUGGGAGGGGAAAGGAUCCAGAAAUGAAAACCUUAAAUGUGAACGGACAUGUUCGUGCGAAGUGGAGCAUCAGAGAGUGUGACGAAAACAGUGGAUGGAAAUUGAAAGAUGUUCGGAGAAAACAGGUCAAGGCUGAGUCGCUGGAUGGGGUAAAGAUUAUUCGCGAGUUGUACACAACAAACUUCGACAGUAAAUUUGAUGACCGAUACUGGAGAGUUGGAGACAUUCAUCUUAUCGAAAAUGAUAAGCUUCAAUCACAGUUCGAAGAAUACAAAAAAGAACUCAUCGAAUUGGGGCGACCAUCCGAUACAAUAAAGGAGACUCUGGCUUUCUCAGCCGAAUCAGAAAAGUCUUGCAAAGACAUUUGUCAAGAGGGUUACAAGGUGGGGUCGAAGAAAAGGCAUGUCUUAGGUCAUACCGGAAGUGGUGUGCAUCUUGUCCGCCAUUAUGACAUUCUGACAAGAUACAUGAUGUUUCAACAGUACACAUCACCAGCGUACAUUGUAGUGUACAAGACAUUUCUUGGAAAAUCAAAGCCAAUUGUGCCCCGACUCCACAAAGAUGAUAAUUAUGUCCCUCCGUACAUGGGUUUUGAUUCCCAUGUGUCUGCUAGACAUAUAGACAAGGAAAUGCCGAUAUGUGAGGCCCUGAACUGUAGCUAUGUAUAUUUAUACGAGUUUGAUCCAAUUGCUUCAAAUCCAGUAAAACAUCCACGACAAAUUUUACCUUACGUCAUCAUUCAACUGGAGAAAAAAAACCCUUGUGUUCCUGAAAAUCCAUUUCUUACUGUUGGUACUGAUGAAACACGUUCAACGUGGGAGGUCAAAGGUGAAACAAGGCGUGGCUUCAGGUUCAUGUUCACAAAGUCCGGACUGAAAGGAAAACAUAAAGUUUUUAGUAAAGGUUGCAACAGGGCGAACAUUGGAUCAUAUUUAAAAGGGCAAAUACUUGAAAUGCGUACAAAGUCUGCAGGAUCUGUGUCCGAAGUAAAACCUCCUUUGCUGCAAAAGAUAGAUGAAAGCAGCAUUAUUAUUAAUUCAGAAGGGAUGAGCACAAGUAAACCACCGCAUUUACAAAAAUUUUCAAAAAGUUAUCUGCAGUCGCCCUCUAAAAAGAAAAGUUUUAUAUUCAGCAAAGAAAUCGAAAACCUUGUGAUACCUGACACUUUACGUGAAAUUCGACAACUUUCAAAUUUAAAACCAUGUGUAAAGUUAAAACGACUCGAUUCUGUUUAUUUAAAAGGAGCUACAUUUAGGAUUAAAAACGGAAAUGAAAACUCGAACAACAAGGACUCUGUAAAAACAAAAGCAAAUUUUGAAGCAAACAGUACUGACAAUUCAAAGUUAUCAUCUUCGAAUGAAGAUAAAGGUAAAGAUGUACCAUGUUUACAGAAAAGUGAGACAGAAAGAACUGUGUCUACGCAUUGUGAAAAUGGUAAAAAUGGACCAACACUUAUCUCAGGUGGUGCAACUAUUAAGUGUAAAACUAACAGAAGAAAAACUUCUAAAGAACCAAAAACAAAUGAAACUCAUAUAGGUUUUAGCUCAUCAGUGAACAGUGAUAUAGUACCCGAAAGCAGAAGAAGGAGUACCGAAAAGACAAUGACAGAAACCACUUGCGAUAAGUUUACAGAUAAAAUUGAAAGUUUAACUCCUAAAGCAAAUAAAACAACAGAUCAAACUUUGUCAAAAAUCCUCGACGCCGAAACCCAAAUAAGAGUUCGAACAACAGCUAAAAUUCUUGAUGAAUAUAAAAAGACAACCAAUACAGUUGCAGAUAAAACAGAACUGUUGAUGAGAAAGGACAAAUCUUUACAUAUGUGUUCGAAAAAUGAUUCAUACAAUAAGCAAGCUUCGUUUUGUGUUAAGCCAUCUCAAAAUGAAGUCCAGUCUACUUCAAAUGAUAUUGCUAAUGACAUUAAAGUAAAUCCGUCGGUGCAAAAAUGUGCAGGUGCAUCGAGUCUUACAAGAGACGACUCGGCUGUCAUUAAAGAGAGCAAAAAUAAUCCCAAGCUCCCGGGCAAGAACUAUAAAACAGAUAAAGGAAAGCUUGAAACAGGUGAUAGUGUAGAUUUAUUGAAAAAGAAAUCAAAAUUGGUACAUAAACAUGAAUUAGAUCGAAGUUUACCUAAGCUUAAAACAUAUUCUAGAGCAGCAAAGCUUAGAGAUUUAAGAUUACGAGACGCCAAAGAAAAAUCUCCUAGAAAUAAAACUGACGUAGAUAAAGCGGAUAAAAAGAGAUCAGCUCAUCGAAAAGAAAAUCAAUGUGAUGUAUGUCCAGAAAAGGAAAAGCAACGGAAAGGAAUAUCGUCAAGAUGUUACCCAACGAAAACAAAAUUUGGCAUGAUUGCAUAUACAGUUAAUAAGAGCAAAGCUAGAUCUGGAAAAUAUGUGAAAGGAAAAUAUCGCUCUGACAAUAUUUUAAAACAAUUAGAGAAAGGUAAAACCGACAUGCAGACUAAAGAAUAUGACUUUCAUGCUCCAAAUAUAUUCCCACAUAAGGAACACAGUAUACUGAAACCGAAACCUGGGAGAGUAACGCGAGACUGUUCAGAUAAUGAUGAUAAAGCUAGUAAAUCAUACAAAAAUUCAAAUGAAUCAAUGAAGAUCAGCAGUCCAUCGGGCGAUACCGGGCAAAGUGAACUUAUUACUGCAAAUAAACAAUCAAAUAGAAAUUCAGUAGCAAGUGCUGCUAGUUUUGAAAAACAUACAGACGCAUCCAGUAAUAAUCUUGCUAGGAACGCAAAAAUAGUCGAGCCGGAUCACCAUUUCAAAAAACAAAGUCAGAAUCAGACGCAGCGUAUGGUUCUUGAAAAGAGUAAAUCACCAGUAGUUGCAAACGCUGCGCCUGAUAUAUUGAAUAUAAGCCCCUUUCCAAUAUCUGCUCAGACGUCCACGUGCUCCAUUUCAGAUAGUACUGUGACUGUUCAAAAUGAAUCAGUAAACAUCAAAAGUCCAACAGAAAAGCAAAAACAAACAGACGUUUAUCAAGAAACCGAUUUGUUUGAUAAAAGUAACUUUUUCUUUUCAGAAAUGUCAUCUUUCUACGGUAAAACGGAGAAAGUACAAACGAUAGAACUAAUCGAACAAUUCCCAGACUCCUUUAACCAUAACAUUGUGGUGAAUCCUGUAUUACGAGUGACGCCAAAUGCCGAACUGCCAACCCUGGCUGAAAGAAAAAAGUCCCGAAGUAAAAAGAGAACAAGUGAACAAACACAAAGAGACCCGGACAAUGAUGCUAACAUGAAACCAACGGUGCCGGGUACGUCUCCGCAACAUAACGAAGCCCCCUUUGGAAUGGAAAUCACGCACAAAAGUUCAAAUUUAGCAGUUGUUGGUAAAAAAGAUAAUAAAAAUACAACACCGUUAAGUAAACAAUCUAUGAUAGCAAUAAGACCGUUAACAAAUACGAAGAAUGAUUCCAGUAAAGCAGCUGAUAAAUUAUUUGAUGUAAGCACAUCUCAAAGUCAUAUUAUUACUCCGAUGAUACCACCUGACAUAACUGAAAUCCCUACCGUUCCUUCAGCCCAAGGUAAAGAUGCUGUAAGAAAAACAAGCACCAACAAAACCACUGGGGUGAAAGAAGCUCAGUCUAAACUUAGGUCGAAACAAGGUUCCAAAUGCAAGAGGUCAAAAUCUGCUGGUAAAGAUGAAAAUAAAAACAUUAGAAAGAGUAAAGACAAGAAUGUGCCAUCAGUCAAAACUUCUGUGAUAGACAUAAUUGAUUCUAGCAAUUCUACGGAAAAGUCUGACUUAUUUCACUUCACAUGUAGUGAUCAAAACAGUUUAGCAAAUUCAGACUCGGAUAGAAGUAACCGUGAUAAAAUUGACUCUUGCAGGCAACAAAAAUUACUGGAAAAUUUCGAACAGAAAACAGAAAACAAAGUUAGUAAUACGAAUGAAGAAGUAAAGAAGCCAAGAAAGAAACAAGAUGAAUUUACCAAAGAGAAAACAGAAACCCGUAUUUCUUCGGUAGAAAAAGAGAUUAUGACGGAAUAUAAUCAAGAACCAAAAACGCCUGGGGAACAGCAGCAGCAUGUAGAAAUGUCUGACAAUGCAAAUGUUAAGGUUAACACGUUUGCUGCAGAUAAAUUCCGAUCUUUCCUAAAUUCAACCGCCGCUGUAGCGUUGCAGCACAGAAAAUCUGUGGAUCAGAAAAGUGAUACAGAAAUAGAAGAUACAAGCUCUAAUAAACAGAAUCCAGAUCUUGAAAGUCCUAUAACUAAUUAUGAUACCGAAUUCAAAACAUCACUCGAUCAGAAAAGUAAUACAGUAGGCACAAAUGGCGUAGACUCUAAGAAUCGGAAUCAAAACCACAAAAGCCCAAAACCAAACCCUGAGGAGAAAACCAAAGGAUGUUGCAACUCCCAAGUAUUUGAAGUAAGUAAUGAAACAAAUCUUACAUUUUCAGAAAAGCCAAAAGAUACAUCGAAGAAGAGCUAUGUGCAUUCACAAGAUGCCAGCAAAACCAAAAACACAGAAACCCUCUUGAAGCAACCAAAGAAUACAUUUAUAAAACAUAAUACGAGAAUUGACUCUGCUGAAAUGCAUGACAGUGAUUCCCAAGACACAGUUAUUGGUGGUGUCAGAGAUUCUCCAUUGCGACAUUUUACCUCCGUGACAUCUUCACAAGAGCAUUUGAAGUAUGUUGAUACAGUAUCGACGAAAGUAAAACAUUCAGCAACUCAACCUAAAAUUGCAUGUAAUAUAAAGCAGGAAAAGGUAGCAGAUGGAUAUCAAGACGAAAUUUUUCCGAAUGAUAAAGCAAAAUUUACCGAUUCUGCUUCUGAAAGCCAUCCACAACUUGUAAAUGAGAAUAUCCUGAACAUAGUUGGUACGUACCAUGUUAACCAGUUAUCAUCAGACACUUUAAAUACAGACAAAAGGCAUGACGAACUUAUGUCUAACAAUGAGAUUAAACAAGAACCGAUUGAUCAAGUAUCAGACGCCACUCCUCAAUUAACUUCAACUCCAGAUAUAGGAACACAGCCCAUGAAAGUUGAGCCAUGUUCCCCUACGUGCAUUUUCCCUAAAACACGCCGAGAAUUAGCAAAAGGAACAGCUAUGCUAGAUGCCACCGAAUGCAGAAGCGCAAUCGUUGACACUCUAAAAGAACUAUCAUCAGUCUUAAAAUUUCUUACCGAGAAUAAUAAUCAGAGUCCAAAGCAAACAGAAAAGGUAGCAUUAGUUGCAAAGAGAAUGUGCAACGUACUAUCUUGUGAAAGUACGACGGAAGCCUCAAAAACUGAUGAAAGUCUACUGACUAAAGACCUGACAAGUAAUGACCUGCAUAUUAAGACAGAGCCUAUCGACACCGAAUAUUCUAAAAUCAUGGAGGGAUCAUCCCAAAGAAACUUAAAAAGUCAUUGCUUGACGCCAGGAGAUAGCUUUUGUCGAUCAGAGCGCGAAGAAAACCACCGUGACAACGAAUGCCCUUCAGGUGGUAAUGAAUUUAAAUACGAGUACAUAAUAAAAUCUUCUGGAGACGAGUACCGAAGAACAUGUGAAAGUGUAGCAGCAGAACAUCUCCGGAAAGAAACAAUGAACAGAGCAUCUCAUAAUAACGAACCACUACCAAAUAACGAUCACAUUGCAUCCAAAGAUUACUCAGUGCUGAAUGAAACUUCACAACAUCGAUAUCUCGGACCAAGCUCUGAAACAGUUGUGGAGCUGUUAAAUCAACAUGAAAAAGAUGAACUCCCUCGACUGUUUGAUCCAAACGAAGAGCCAGAUAUUUCCUGUCUAGAACAGUUUGGAAUUCCAAAGGAGCUACGUCGAAACAAUACAGAAGCAACGAAACAUACUGAAUUUCUUUCAUCGGAAAAGCCAGCUGCAGAUAAUAACACCAACACAGCACCACCAGAAAAUAUCUUGAUGAAGGAAAUCAAAACCGAAAAAGGCACAGAUUGUAUGACAAUAAAAUCAAAACCAAAACAACACUUUAACCUAAAAACAGGGGUUUUAAAUAAGGGACUCAAAGAAAGGAAAAACAUGUUUGAUUUAAAAAUUAACGCUUCAAGGCGUAAAACAGCUGCGAACAUAAAACCGGUAGAUAGAAAAUUUUCUGUAACGCCUAAAAUACAAAUCACCCAAAAGUCAACUUCACAAAAAUGCGUGCUUGAGAAAACGGAACAAAAUAAUUUAGCUAAAGUAGAAAACCCAAGUUAUCUUAAUUAUCAUGAGGAAACGGAUGGCAUUAUGAAUGAAGUUUACAAAACCGUAUGUGAAAAAUUAUCAACGCUAAAAGAAAGUUGUAUUUUAGAACAUGAUGAUAGUUUUCCUCUAGGACUUACUAAGUCAGACUCGACGAAGAUAAAUGAAUGUAAAUCUUCCAUAAAUUCAGAUACUUCGGUUCCUAGUAAAGACAUACAACCGCAACCAAUAUCAGGUGACAGUAAAAACGAAAAUGAUAUGUCAGCAGUUAAAGUUAUAAGUCCAAAAGAGGAAGUUAAAAAAGCAAAUACUAAAAAGCAGGCACCUAUUCCUUUUCAUACUGUUCUAAAGCUUAAAAGGCAACAGUUCUGGAAAUAUAAAAGAGGUGAAACUAACAAAAAAUUUAUAGACUACAAGGAAUUGUUUUCAAAGAUGUCGUCGAGAAGACAGGACAAAUCUUAUGGAAAACCUUUAGACGUACAGAAGAACCAAAAUACGUAUAGCAAGCAGACAAGCAGUGGUGAUAUAUCCAAAUCUAAUGAAAACCUUGGCAAAAAGCUGAAUUAUUUCAUUCCAAGUAGUAAGACUUCUGCAAUAAGUGAACGAGGAACGGCUCUUAUAGAAGAUAAUAAAAGUAAGGAAUUGCUUCCGGAAACGGUAAAUCUUAAACGCAACAUUUCCGAUGCAGAUGAAGGGAACAGUUCAAAACGCAUUAAAUUCUCAUCAGGUAAUACUGAAAGAAAAGAGUCCGAUUCCAAUCGAUCAAGAAGUAGAAGUAGCCCUCGGUCAUCGACAAGUCGAAAUAGAUCAGAUGGAUAUUCAUCGUCGUCAAGUGGUAAGCAUAAAUCAUCUAAUGGCAGUCGAAAAUGCGGCGAUUAUUCCGUCCGUCCCAGUCGUCCAUAUAGUAAAUUCAGUCAUAAUAUAAAACCGGUUUAUGCACAAAGAACAUAUUUCAACGGAAGGGGUUCGUAUAGACCGUAUCCUGCACGACUAAACCAAAACCUUAGAUCUGCUGGAAGAUCGUCAUUUAACAAAAGCGGUACUGGAUACUUCUCCUGGCGCAGAAAAUACCAACCUCAAAGAAAUGUCUUUGAUGGCUUUGUUGUAACAGAUAGGGGUUCUGUUCAGACUAUGUCAGAAUAUGCUGAAUGGAAUAGAUUUAAAGAACGCGAAACGCUUCGAGAUCAGAUAGAAAUUGCUAUAAAAGAAUACAGGAGAACUUUUGAAAAUACACCAGAUGAUUUUAAAGGAGAUGAAAAAGUUGCAAGUUAUCUCUCAUUUUUAACUGAAAAGCUAGAUAAAAUACAGAGUAAAAGAGACAAACUCAGUAUGGUUGAAACUAAUGAAGAGCGUAGAAGUAAGCACAGAAGAAGUACAUCCUCUGAAAAGGUGCCGUCAAGAUCCCCGCAGCCUAGAAGGGAAAAUGAAAGUCACUUGUUUAGAAAAUUGGAAAAGUCACAAAAUUUUCAUCAACAUGAAACACAGAAACACUCAUCAGUGACCCGGUUCAGUGGUUCCUUGGCGAGUGAUAGUGAUAGUCUCUCGUACAAACAGCGCCGGCAUGCGAGUGGUAUUGAAGAACUUCUUAAGGAACAUAUUGCCAAACAUUGUGAACAUUUAACAAAACAAAUAAAACAGGAAAUGGUUGACUUGAAGACAACUAAAUCAGGUUCUACGGGGAAAGAACACAAGGACAGCUCUUAUCAUAGCGAUUCGCAUCGCAAGAAGUACGGGGAUGAUAAAUAUCGUAGGCAUUCUCGUGAACGUUACGAUUCUAGCCGAACAAGAAAAGGCGAAUCUUCCAGACACGGAGGGGAAUACAGUAAAGAUUACCACGGAUCAAAGGAUAAGCCCUAUGACAGAAAAUACUACAAGCACCCGCAAGAUAAAUAUGAUAAAGGCAAAUAUAGUUACCACAGGAUGGGACGAGACGAUAAAUAUGAUAACAAGUGUUCUUAUGGUGAUAAAUAUGAAAGAAGACAAGACUCUUUCAGGAAUCAACAUAGCAGGAACUACGGGCCGAGAUAUGAUAAAGACUACUAUUCCAAUUCCAAAUAUCAUCGGGAAUAUGAAGCUGGUAAUUUCGAUGACAACAUAUUUGGAGAUGAAGUUUCAAGAAAUGACACUGACCGCAACCAUGACAGGGGCCCAGAUUACCGUAAAACGUAUGAUUAUCAACAAAACUUUGAUAGAUAUCAAGAGAAACUGCAAGAAGAACAUGGAACUUUGAUGGUAAAUAGUUUUAGACAAAACCAUUACGAUGGCAAUAUUAGGAAAAGACUUGGUUUGAGAAACAUAGGCCAGUAUUCGAAAGCAUAUCAACCAAAACAUUGGUUUAGAGGAAAGUAUAGAACUUAUUUCAAUAAAGGUAGCAAUGAUUCCAAGAAUGUGUCUGAAGAGAGAAACGAAAAUGAGUCUGAGGCAGAUACGGAGUCUGUUCAAGAUGAAUUCGACGCUACGCAAUACAGACAGUUCAUACCCACAUCUAGAGGAUAUAAUAAGCGAGGUCGAGGCUUUUUAAGUGGUAUAAAUAAAUCCCAACCCGCAUAUAAACAACAUUAUCAGCCUGCAAAGUUUUCCAAAUUUAGAAAUCCAGCCACUUAUUUCUUCCAUGGAGAUGAAGACACUGGUAAAGACAACAAAAAUGAGAAUAAGAAGUCUGAUUCAGUAAAACCCAAGAAAGAUUGCACUUCAGUUGAGGUUACAUUUGGGAAAAGCGCCACAAACUCGAAUCAGGGACCAGCAUCAAUAAAAUCAGACCAGCCAAAACCUAAUCCUGCAAUGUCUGGUAUUCGACAGAUAACCAAAAAAGAACAGUUAUAAAUUGUAGUUUAAACACUAUAAAAGAGAAUUCCUAACGAGAAUUAGCUGAUCAUCAGGUAAUCUGCUUAUAGAGGCCAUAUUUGAGAACAGGUUUUAUUUUAUAUGAAAUACAUUAUGUUUGUAUGAAUUGUUUGACUGUAGGGAUAAUUUUCAGAGUAUUUUUCUAUUCGCAUUUUCUGUACAUGUAAGGCGUAAAAAAAUUGCUUGUUUCCGGUAUCCCGACCUACCCUAUUUUUUUGGCCCGACCCUAAAUGUUUUUGUGGCCUUGGAGAAUAUUUUUUCAAUUUUUUUUAACAAAAAGUUGCAGAACUGCACUUUUUAUGCUUUAAACAUGGUCAGUGAUGUUAGAAAUCAACUUACUGAUACAUUUUUUUAGGCCUAUUUGACACUUUGCCUCAACAUGAAAGUAAAUGUACUCGUAUAUAUGACUCUCUUUUCCAUAUUUAUUUUUUGUACAUAAAGUAUAAGCAGAAACUGCAUAACUUUGCAAAGCUCGGAAACGCAUGUCUGUUGCCAUUAAUGUAUAUAUCAUGUAAGUAUUAGUAUUUAAAACAGUGCCAAAAUAGACGGAAAUGAAUUACGCCAAUGCUUGUAAUUGCGCCUAUUUAUUAGAUAAAUGCAGAGCGUUUUGUCUAAGCAGAUAUUACAGAUUUUCUGUACGUUGAAUGAAAAUGUUAACCUAUAUAUAAAUAAUGAAGUGUUUGUACAACAUAUGAUUUUGAAGCCACGAAACCUAUGCAUGUCUAUGUCGCAUACUGUUUUCAUGGCUACGUAUUGAACAUCUAUGUUGUCCAAAAUUGAGAAAUUUUGUUUGAUAUAAAGUCUUAUUUUAUGUAAAAUAAUAUCCGUAUAAAUGUUUACCUGUAUAUAAUAAAAGUUGCUGUAUUUAUAUUCAUGACAAAUUUCACUUAUAACAUGUUAAAUGUUAUCUAAUAACAAAUUAUUAAAACAUUCAUUGAGAUAAUUAAUGAAUAUAACCAGACAUGAUUUGAAAAAUGAAAUAAAAUAUUUUAUUUUGA